Periophthalmus magnuspinnatus is the source of this 4209-nucleotide messenger RNA. RefSeq names its product phosphorylase kinase, alpha 2 (liver) (gene phka2). Lineage: Eukaryota; Metazoa; Chordata; Actinopteri; Gobiiformes; Gobiidae. Gene Ontology annotation, molecular function: calmodulin binding. The transcript has 32 exons. Gene Ontology annotation, biological process: glycogen metabolic process. Gene Ontology annotation, cellular component: phosphorylase kinase complex. The record is from RefSeq and is a predicted model, not a curated record. The coding region runs from base 255 to 3956 and encodes 1233 amino acids.
AUUUGCGAUCACCUGAUGUAAACCUGUCGAGAUGCACUCCAUUCUAAUUUAAAGGCCUUACAAUGUUUUAAAUGGCUUUUUACUUUAGAUUAUAAACGGUAUGGAUGUAAUUACGGGACUACUUGCUUAAAUGUUGCUGAACGCUAGCAUACAAGCUAGCAUACUUCUGUAGCAGCCUCCGCAGAGCAGUGAAGGUGCCCUGCUAAUAAAAUGGACUGCGGAGUUUAAAUGAUGAACCAAGGCACGCGGUCAUAAUGAGGAGUCGCAGUAACUCGGGAGUACGACUUGAUGGUUAUGCCAGGCUGGUACAUGAGACGAUCUUAUGCCAUCAGAACCCAGUGACCGGCCUGCUGCCUGCCAGUUCCCAGCAGAAGGAUGCCUGGGUGCGGGACAAUGUCUACAGCGUCCUGUCUGUGUGGGCGCUGGGGAUGGCCUAUCGGAAAAACGCUGACCGCGAUGAGGACAAGGCCAAAGCCUACGAACUGGAGCAGAGUGUGGUGAAGCUGAUGCAAGGUCUUCUUCAGUGCAUGAUGCGACAGGUGGCCAAAGUGGAGAAGUUCAAACAGACCCAGAGCACAAAGGACUGUCUUCACGCCAAGUACCACACUCCCACCUGUGCCACGGUGGUGGGCGAUGACCAAUGGGGUCACCUCCAGGUCGAUGCCACCUCCAUCUACCUGCUCACUCUGGCCCAGAUGACCGCCUCAGGUCUUCGCAUCAUUUCAAACCUGGAUGAAGUAGCUUUUAUUCAAAACCUCGUCUUCUACAUUGAAGCUGCAUAUAAAGUAGCAGAUUUUGGAAUGUGGGAACGUGGGGACAAAACUAAUCAAGGCAUUGCUGAGUUGAAUGCCAGUUCUGUGGGUAUGGCCAAGGCAGCUCUUGAAGCCAUAGACGAGCUGGAUCUCUUUGGUGCACACGGAGGACCCAAGUCUGUGAUCCAUGUCUUACCUGAUGAAGUUGAACACUGCCAGUCCAUCCUGUGCUCCAUGCUGCCGAGAGCUUCACCUUCAAAGGAGAUCGAUGCCGGGCUUCUGUCGGUCAUUUCUUUUCCUGCUUUCGCUGUUGAAAACGCAGAGCUAGUGGCUAUUACAAAGUUAGAGAUCAUAAACAAAUUACAGGGACGUUAUGGCUGCUGCCGGUUUAUCAGAGAUGGAUAUCGCUGUCCCAAAGAGGACCCCACACGGCUACACUAUGACCCAGCUGAGCUCAAACUGUUUGAGAACAUCGAAUGUGAGUGGCCCCUUUUCUGGACCUACCUGAUCCUGGAUGGGGUUUUUUCUGGAGACCAUGGACAGGUGGAGGAGUAUCGAGAGGCAUUAGAGGGCAUUUUGAUCAGACAGAAGAACGGCAUCAAACUGCUACCUGAGCUGUAUUCAGUCCCACAUGACAAGGUGGAGGAGGAGUACAGGAACCCUCACACUGUGGACCGCGUGUCUUUGGGGCAGCUGCCUCACAUGUGGGGUCAGUCCCUCUAUAUCGUGGGCUCUCUGCUGGCUGAGGGUUUCUUGGCACCAGGAGAGAUUGAUCCCCUCAACAGGAGGUUCUCUACAAGUGUGAAGCCAGAUGUUGUUGUACAAGUUUGUGUUUUGGCUGAGUCGGAGGAGAUCCAAGAGCUUCUCAGUGACCUCGGGUUCAAAGUUCAGAAGAUGUCAGAGGUUCAACCGAUCCGAGUUCUGCCUGCACGAAUCCUCAGCCACAUCUACGUCCGCCUUGGGCACUGUAAGAAGCUAAAUUUAAGUGGGAGACCAUACAGACACAUUGGAGUUUUAGGAACAUCCAAGUUUUAUGAAAUCAGAGACCGAUCUUAUAUAUUCACUCCACAGUUUUUGGAUCAGCACCAUUUCUACCUGGCUCUUGAUAACCAAAUGAUCGUGGAGAUGUUACGGACUGAAGUGGCGUAUUUGUCGUCUUGCUGGAGGAUGACCGGACGCCCCACUCUCACGUUCCCCAUCACACGCAGCAUGUUAGUUGACGACGGAGAUGCCAUAGAUCCUUGUAUCAUCACAACUCUUCGUAAACUUCAGGACGGCUAUUUCGUUGGAGCAAGAGUGCAGAUGGCUGACCUGUCCAGUUUUCAGACCACAUCAUUUCACACUCGCCUCAGUUUCCUUGACGAAGAAAAUGAUGAGUUUCAGGAAGACAUCGAUGAUGAUGAAGAGGAGUUAGGAGACAAUUAUGACACCUAUGGGUCUUCAGAAAACACGAAGGACAUCUUUGAGCAGUACUUGACCCAGCUUCUCCACAGCACGAACACAAAGAGCCACCUCCCUCCCAUCCAGAGGGGGCAGCACCAUGUCUUCAGUGCAGAACACACCACUCGCGACAUCCUGUCACUCAUGGCCAAAGUCCAAGGCUUCAACAUCCCUCAGGCUUCCAUGUACCUCCCUGUCACUCCUGCCAUGACCACCCGAAAACACAGAAAAACCCUGAACUUACUGGAGGUGCCUCAUCUUCACCACGGACCCCUCACAAAGCAGCAGAAGCCCCACAGUGUAGCUGACCUCCAUCUGCCGCGGGAUGCUCAGGGGAACACAGACUUCUCAACUUUAGUGAAACAGCUAAAGGAAUGUCCCACUCUACAGGACCAGGCCGACAUCCUCUACAUACUCUACAUGAUGAAAGGUCCAGACUGGCCCGUGGAGCUCUCUGGUCCUGGUCAGGAGGGUGUGACUGUGCGUGUGCUGCUGGAGGAGCUGUAUGCUCAGGCUGGAGCCUCCAAAGAGUGGGGCCUCAUCAGAUACAUCUCUGGGAUGCUCCGCAAGAGGGUGGAGGUCCUGGCUGAGGCCUGUACAGACCUCAUCUCUCACCACAAACAGCUGACAGUUGGACUUCCGCCUGAGCCAAGAGAGAGAAUCAUCACUGUGCCCCUCCCUCCAGAAGAACUCAACAAUCUCAUUUAUGAAGCCAGUGGACAGGACAUUAGCAUUGCUGUUCUCACCCAGGAGAUCAUGGUGUAUUUGGCCAUGUACGUGCGUUCUCAGCCCUCUCUGUUCGGGGACAUGCUCAGGCUCAGGAUUGGGCUCAUUAUGCAGGUGAUGGCGACAGAGCUGGCACGCAGCCUCCACUGCUCCGGUGAGGAGGCGUCUGAGAGCCUGAUGAGCCUCAGUCCUUUUGGGAUGAAGAGUUUGCUCCAUCACAUCCUCAGUGGGAAAGAGUUUGGGGUGGAGCGCAGUGUGCGCCCGAUCCAGUCCACCGCCACCAGCCCUGCCAUCUCCAUCCGUGAAAUCGGCCACACCGGAGCCACCAAAACUGAGCGCACAGGGAUUCACAAACUCAAGAGCGAAAUCAAACAGAUCAUCAGCGGAGGUCAUUCGUUGAGUAGCACAGUCACCUCUCCUCGUUCAACGCGCUGCAGCAGCCCCUCCACCCCGAGCGGGAUCCUGUCCCCGGUCAGCUCUUGUCCAGGGGAGGGGCAGCUGAUCUGGGAGGACCGUCAGGGGCAGUGGCUGAGGAGGCGUAGGCUGGAUGGGGCGAUAAACAGAGUCCCUACUGGAUUCUAUCAAAAAGUCUGGAAGAUCCUGCAGAAGUGCCAUGGGCUGUCUAUAGAUGGAUAUGUGCUGCCCUCCUCCACCACCAGUGAGAUGACGGCUGGAGAGAUAAAGUUUGCGGUUCAGGUGGAGUCAGUGCUGAACCAUGUGCCACAGCCUGAGUACAGACAGCUGCUGGUGGAGACGCUCAUGGUGCUGGGGCUGGUCGCGGACGUCGACGUGACCACGAUUGGGAGCAUUAUUCACGUCGACCGAAUACUGCAUUUGGCCAACGAUUUCUUCCUCAGCGACCAGAAAUCCAUAAGUGCUGGUGACUACUUCUUGGAAAAGGACCCCGCGACGGGCAUCUGCAACUUCUUCUACGACAGCGCCCCCAGUGGCAGCUACGGGACAAUGACCUAUCUGUCCAAAGCCGCGGUCACCUACGUUCAAGACUUCCUGCCCAACACAAGCUGCCUGGUACAGUGAAGACUCUCCUCGUGUGACUGAACUGGCCCAAAACUACAACAAAAUGCACUUAUAGCUGUGAUAAUAUUAGCAGUACUGUUGUUGUCAUGGCAAUUGCUGAAAAAAAAAACAUUUAAUCUUUGCAAUCAUAAGAAAUCACGAUUUUUGUGCUUCCAGUGAUUAGCCUGUAUGGUAAAAUGUCAAAGCUAAACUGUAACUGAAGAGAGAAAGAAGCAAAACUGAACUGAACUAAAGGAGGUUGUUGACUGAGAAC